This is a messenger RNA of Phragmites australis (common reed), 2517 nucleotides long. Its product is annotated as protein ROOT PRIMORDIUM DEFECTIVE 1-like. The transcript is spliced from 2 exons. Bases 63 to 1226 code for a protein of 387 amino acids. Lineage: Eukaryota; Viridiplantae; Streptophyta; Magnoliopsida; Poales; Poaceae. Gene Ontology annotation, molecular function: RNA binding. The record is from RefSeq and is a predicted model, not a curated record.
GAAGAGCACGAACCGCGCCGGCGCGGCCGGAGCCGGACGCGACCCCUGAACCCCGAUCCUCCAUGCCACCGCGGCUGCCGGCGCGGCUGCUGCACGCGCGGGGCAAGAUCACCGCAGCGCGGCACGUGGCGGCGCGGCACCUGGACCACGCCUUCGAGCGGCUCGCGACGGCGCACCUCCCGCUCGUCGCGGCCUCGCCGCUGCUGGACGCGCUGCGGGCGUCCCCCGAGCCGCUCGCACUCCCGGGCCUGGCGCGCCGCCUCCCGCUCCGCCUCCACCGCCGCGGCGCACUCCACUUCCUCCGCAUCUUCCCGCGCGUGUUCCACCUCCGCGCCCCGCUCCCGCUCUCCCUCUCGCUGACCCCCGCCGCCGCUGCCCUCCUCGACGUCGCCGCCUCCCCCACUGACGCGGCGCGGGCGCUCCAGCGCCUCCUCGCGAUGUCGGUCUCCCGCUCCCUGCCCCUCCGUGCCGUCUUCCGCGUCUGGCGCGAGCUCGCCCUCCCCGACGACUUCGAGGAUUCCGUCGUCGCUGGGCACCCUCACCUCUUCCGCCUCGCCCCCAACCCCGCCGAGCCCAACACGCACAUCCUACACCUCGUCGUGGAUCCGGCCACCGAGGACUUUACCCCGGCGGUGGAGAAGACCCGGCCGGACAGGUACGCCUUCAAGCUGCAGUUCCCGCCGGGGUUCAGGCUGACCAAGGAGUACCGCAAGAAGGUGAAGGAGUGGCAGCAGCUUCCGUACGUCGGCCCUUAUGAGGUGGUGAGUCCGAGGGCUGUGGGGAGCAAGAGGGUGUCGAAGCUGGCCAGGAGGAAGAUGGAGAAGAGGGCGGUGGGGAUCGCGCACGAGUUCCUGAGCCUGACAGUGGAGAAGAUGGUGGAGGUGGAGAAGUUCAGCCAGUUUAGGAAGUGGUUUGGAAUCGAGGUCAAUGUCCGGGACGUGUUCUUGGAUCACCCCGGGAUAUUCUACCUCUCGGCGAAGGGGAAGCGGCACACGGUGUUCUUGAGGGAGGCGUAUGGUCGUGGGAAGCUUGUUGAGCCUAAUGAAGUGUCUGAGGCAAGGAGCAAGCUCGUUGAGCUGAUGCUCCUGCGCCGCCAUGGGCUUGGGAACGCCAAUUCGAGUGCCAACAUGACUUCAGGUGCCACUGCUGACGCCAGAGAGAGCGGUGGUGGUUUGUGUGAGCACGAGGAUUGCUUGUUGGAUGAAUCAAAGAAGCAGGAGCAGUAAGGAUGUUGUCGAAAUAAUGGAGAAUCCUGUUUUGCUUAACAUGUUCAAGGGUGCUUGGCACACCUUUGAUGGGGUCGGUGGUGCAAUUCAGAGGCAGGAGGUUUGCGUGCCGACCAUAAGUCCAUAACCGGAUGAGAAGAUGGAUGAUUUUGAAGGAACAUUGGUCGGUUGUAUGCCAUGGUCAAUAUGCUUGUGCGAUGGAUUCAAUAUAGCUCUGGCUGUGGAUGCUUGAAACUCAGAUGUUUCUCGACUGGCUGUGGUUGUAGGCAAGGAUGAACUGUUAAAGUUUACUUCCGCUUAGUUCCCUGUAAGAAGAGUUUGUCCUGGUAAAUCAAUCUGCAAAGUAUUGCUUAAUGUCAGGUAAUUUUAUAUGAUAUGUUUCAUGCGUUUGCUCUAGUUCAUCACUCUGGUCCUUUGGAGGUAGUCCUUUGGCUAUAGCUACUGGCUGAAGUGCACCAUGACAGUGUCUGGUUGGUGGCAUUACCUGAAUGGAAGAUCCAGGCGCGCUUCUGCAAUUUGUGCAACUCUAGCCAUUACAGCAACAUUCUAUGCUUCAUCAGGGCCACCAGGAUGUGUGGAAUUGGUGAUGGACGGCUUCAGGCACAUACACUACAAGUUCAGCUUACCAUGGAUUAUUAUGGGGAUCAGUUCAUGCCAAGCCAACCCUGAUUUGGGAACCCUGGGUGCCUCUGAAGUGCAAUUUUUCUGCCGGUUGGCAUUGCAAAACCAGUGCAUGAUGUCCUAAUGGUCGAAUUACCCGAUGCUACUUAAGAUUCAGUUAUGCUUAUAGAGAGACAGUUCAGCGCCUUCUAAUACAAUGCUCAUACAGUUUCAAAACCGCACAGUCCCAGUUCAACAUGCAAGGUUGGUAUUGCUGUCUGUUUCUUCAUAGCUAGCAAUUUCAUUGGCGGCAAAUGUGUUACAGUCCCCUUCUUGCUUGGUGCAUACCACAUAGCACGGCUGUUUUCUGAAGUUUACACCACACUACAGUUGUUUCUUUCCUACCCUGUAACCAGUGCUUUGUGUUCUUUCAGGAACAAGAUGCGGUUAUAAGCGAAGAAACAUGCACUUUUUCCAUGUUGUCGGUUGUCACCAUUGUUGAAAUUUGAAAUUCCCCUUCAGGUUCUUCCAAUUCUCCGGGUGCUCUUCAAAUCUUUCAUUUUGGAGAGGGAAGGAAACAAUUCUAUUCAAGAAGCAAGGAGUGAGAAGUCUGCCCAACUGAAGCUACUCUGCACAUUUCCUAUUUGAUCCUCUGAAAUUACAAUGGAUUAUGGAUGUUCAGGAGUAAAAC